This is a messenger RNA of Symphalangus syndactylus (siamang), 841 nucleotides long. RefSeq names its product H2A clustered histone 25 (gene H2AC25). Gene Ontology annotation, molecular function: DNA binding; structural constituent of chromatin; protein heterodimerization activity. The record is from RefSeq and is a predicted model, not a curated record. Gene Ontology annotation, cellular component: nucleosome. Lineage: Eukaryota; Metazoa; Chordata; Mammalia; Primates; Hylobatidae.
AUGUCGGGUCGUGGCAAGCAGGGCGGCAAGGCGCGCGCCAAGGCCAAGUCGCGCUCGUCGCGCGCGGGGCUGCAGUUCCCCGUGGGCCGCGUGCACCGGUUGCUCCGCAAGGGCAACUAUUCCGAGCGCGUGGGCGCCGGCGCCCCGGUCUAUCUGGCCGCGGUGCUGGAGUACCUGACUGCCGAGAUCCUGGAGCUUGCCGGCAACGCGGCGCGCGACAACAAGAAGACGCGCAUCAUCCCUCGCCACCUGCAGCUGGCCAUCCGCAACGACGAGGAGCUCAACAAGCUGCUGGGCCGCGUGACCAUCGCGCAGGGCGGCGUCCUGCCCAACAUCCAGGCCGUGCUGCUGCCCAAGAAGACAGAGAGCCACCACAAGGCCAAGGGCAAGUGAGGCCACCCGCCGCCCCCGGGGCCCCUUUGAUGGACAUAAAGGCUCUUUUCAGAGCCACCUACCAUCUCGAGAAAAGAGCCGCACUGAUCCUGCAGUUCUUUAUAGGCCGGAGGCCUGAUCACCCUAGGCUCCUGAAUGAGCGCAGUGGCCAUGGGGAAGGGCGCAACGGGAACCGAGACCCUGGGGACUGAUUGGGCCGCAUAUACUCGUGAGGUGGGCAACGUGUUCUGUUAACAGCAGGGAACCCUCGUCCACAGGUGGCCACCCCUUGCUCUUGAGUCCCACCCAAAACCUCUAGUAGGGUUUUAAUAACGCUCAGCGUAAAGGUGUCUUCAUAAUUACUAGUGACAAGUUCUCUUGACUCUGGCAAGGUUCCCGUGUGGUCAUCAAGUACAGAAUGCAAUUUCUUAACGAUUUAUCUGAUAUUAAAAGUAUUUAUGAUCUCUAA